GAUCACUUUUCUACAUGGACAGUGGAGCGGUGUGAGGAUGCGUUGUAAACUAGUUGUAAUCUAUGGUCUGCUUUUCCUUUUCUGUCUUUCUCUUUGUGAUGACUACACACUAGAUGAUAAACCAGGAUUGGGAAGAACGUUUGACGGCAUUGGUGGUUUAAGUGGCGGAGGGGCAACCUCGCGACUACUUGUGAACUAUGCUGAGCCAUUCCGUAGUCAGAUCCUGGACUACCUCUUCAAGCCAAACUUUGGGGCCUCUCUUCAUAUUUUGAAAGUUGAAAUUGGGGGUGAUGCCCAGACUACAGAUGGAACUGAGCCCUCUCACAUGCACUAUGAGGAUGAUGAGAACUACUUCAGGGGCUACGAGUGGUGGCUGAUGAGGGAAGCCAAGAAGAGGAACCCCAACAUCACACUCAUAGGAUUACCAUGGGCCUUCCCAGGAUGGAUUGGGCAAGGAGAAAACUGGCCGUAUGACUACCCUGAUAUAACAGCCAACUAUGUAGUGUCCUGGAUAGUUGGUGCAAAGCAGUAUCACGACUUGGAUAUUCAAUACGUCGGGAUAUGGAAUGAGAGGAAUUUCAACAGCAAGUAUAUCAAGCUGCUCAGGUACACCCUGGACAAAGCUGGGCUGAACGGGGUGAAGAUCAUCGCCAGUGAUAACCUGUGGGAGCCCAUUACGUCCUCUGUGUUGCAGGACGUGGAGCUCAGCAAUGCUGUAGACGUGAUUGGGGCUCAUUAUCCGGGCACUAACACUGUAGCAGAGGCCUUGAAGAGUGGGAAGACCUUGUGGUCGUCAGAAGACUACAGCACCUUCAAUGAUGAAGUGGGCGGAGGGUGCUGGGCUCGCAUCCUCAACCAGAACUACGUCAACGGCAUGAUGACAGCAACCAUCUCCUGGAACUUGGUGGCCAGUUACUAUGAGAAGCUGCCUUUCGGACGAGACGGCCUGAUGACAGCCGAGGAGCCAUGGAGCGGACACUACGUAGUGGAGUCUCCCAUAUGGAUUACAGCUCACACCACCCAGUUCAGCCAGCCAGGGUGGAGCUACCUGCAGACUGUAGGUCACCUGAAGAGCGGAGGGAGCUAUGUGGCUCUCACUGACCGCCACGGCAACCUCACUGUUGUCAUAGAAACCAUGACUCAUGAUCACUCGGUUUGCGUCAGACCUCCACUCCCCUACUACAAAGUCACACCACAGACCGCCACAUUCCACUUGAGUGGGUCAUUUGCUUCCAUAUCACAGUUGCAGGUGUGGAAAUCCCGCUUAGACUUCAAGACCGGGAAGCCUGUCUUCUUUCAGAAACUGGAUCCAGUUAAGGUUUCUGAUGGCUCUUUCAGCUUGAGUCUGGAUGUGGAUGAGGUGUACACCCUGACCACCAUCACUACCGCUCAGAAAGGGACACACCCCGACCCUCCCCCCUCUGCACCCUUCCCAAAGCUCUACAAGGAUGACUUCAACGUCCAAAAGCCUGCCUUCUCAGAGGCUCCGCACUUUGCUGACCAGACGGGCGUGUUUGAGUACUUCAACAACUUCAGUGACGCUGGCCCGCAUGUUUACACCCUGCGCCAAGUGGUCACCCAGCGACCGGUCACCUGGGUAACAGAUGCUGACCAGACCAUCAGUGUCAUUGGAGAUUACUCAUGGCACAAUAUGACGGUUACCUGUGACGUCUUUAUGGAAAAGGCCAAAACUGGAGGUGCAUUUAUUGCUGCCAGGGCGGACAAAGGAGGCGGGCAGGUGCGCAACACCAAGGGCGUAUUCUACUGGGUCUAUGCUGACGGCACCUACAAAGUUUCCAGAGACAUAAAGGGGGAAACUGUCCUCGCUAAAGGCAAAUCUGGGACAUCAUCGUAUAGGUGGUACACAUUGUCUCUCACCGUCAAGGAGGACAGGGCCGUAGGGAUGCUGGACGGAUCGACACUCUGGGAGGUCGGUCUGCUGUUUGGUCCAAAGACUGGCUGGGCCGCGAUAGGGACCGCGUCAUUCGAGCUAGCACAGUUCGACAAUUUUUCCGUCGAGGCAGACCAGUAGUCACUACGGCAGACUCGCUCCACUUGAUUGACUGUGACCUUGAAUGAGACAAGCAUUAUAUUGUGCCUUUUUUAAUGCACACACUGUUUAAUAUACAGAGUUUUCAGUCCGGGUCCAUUUUUGGUCCAGAAUGUGACACGUUUUCCCCUCCACUGACUUGGUAAUUUUUUUUACCUGAGUGCUAAUAACGUUCAACUGAGUCAGAACUGCUGGGAUCACAUUUGUUGCAGGAUUCAUACAUUCUGAACCUGGGAUUGAAACCAACAUUCUCCAAAGACUGUGCGUACUAGCUGUGCAAUGACAAGAACUUGACAAUAUAUAGGCUAAAAUAUGUAUUACCCAUGCCAAUGAGAAGGCUACCGACAGUGUUGCCAGAUGUACGAUAAUUAUCGUAUUUCUACGAUCAUUUUGUUCAUUUUGUCUUCUGUAUCAUAAAAACAUGAAGUACGAUAAUUUCAGUUGUCAUUCAGUUCAUUUAGAUGCCUUGAAACAACAAUUUGGGUGUUGUACGAUAAUUUUCUCCCAAAAAUGAUAAUUUUGAGGUCUUGGUACGAUAAUUCAGCAUUUUCCAUCUGGCAACACUGGCUACCUACUACUGAUGUUUCAUUUUCACGUAAGAUUCACUGAGCAUGUAACACAUUUUGGGUGUUGCAUUUACACAGUUUGUGUAAAGCUGGUAUGUAUACUGGUGGAAGAGAAAAAAAAUGAUCAUGAUGCUAAUGGUUUUUAACUUUGCACUGAGCUUGCUUUAAAAUUACUUGAAUCGAAUGAAAGUUGUUAAAAAAAGUUGUAUCUUUUGCAUUGAAAUUGUUAAUGAUUUUCACAUUGUACGUAACAAAAACUUGAAGGUGAGUGUACUGUACAGUAUUGUUUUCCUACUAAUAAGUGAACUAAAAAAAACUAUGUGAAUAAACUUUGAAACAA
Molecule: messenger RNA, 2956 nt
Organism: Engraulis encrasicolus (European anchovy)
Lineage: Eukaryota; Metazoa; Chordata; Actinopteri; Clupeiformes; Engraulidae
Gene: galcb
Product: galactosylceramidase b
Exons: 17
Coding region: 38-2032 (664 amino acids)
Biological process (GO): galactosylceramide catabolic process
Cellular component (GO): lysosome
Molecular function (GO): galactosylceramidase activity
Source: RefSeq, a predicted model, not a curated record